AUGGCAUUGAAAAUCUUCUCAAAUGCAGAUUCAUCUACGCCUUGGAAUAUUAGGAACAAAGCAUUUUUGUCUCUUUUUCUGACCUCCUUCAGCUCAUUCUUCUGUGUGGCGGUGAGAGUUACUUCUGCUGCAGACCUCCGCCCUAGCCUUCUGGUGGGUGGAGACAAGAUGGAAGACCAAUUUGAAGAAUUGGCGCAUAAUCCUGACAUCAUUAUUGCGACCCCUGGUCGGCUUAUGCAUCAUCUCGUGGAGGUCGACGGGAUGUCUCUUCGCACUGUAGAAUACAUAGUUUUUGAUGAAGCAGACGCUUUGUUUGGCAUGGGUUUUGCUCAGCAAUUGCAUACAAUUCUCUCCCAGCUGAGUGAAAACCGCCAAACUUUAUUAUUCAGCGCUACUUUGCCCAGAGCCCUUGCUGAAUUUGCAAAGUCCGGACUCCGUGAUUAUAAGCACAUAAUGCUUGACCAGAAAAUUAGCCCCGACCUUUCUCUAUUAUUCCUCACUGUGCGCCCCGAAGAGAAAGUUGCGGCUUUGCUAUAUUUAGUUAGGGAGAAGAUUGGUCUUGACCAGCAAACACUUAUAUUUGUUUCUACAAAUUACCGUAUACAGUUUCUGAACAUUCUUUUUAGAGAAGAGGGCGUUGAGUCUUCUAUCUCAUACAGCACUAUGGACGCUUGUGCUCGGAAAAACAAUUUGUCAAAGUUCAAAGCGAGGAAGACUAUGUUGCUUAUCGCAUCUGAUAAUGUUGAACGAGGCAUUGAUAUUCCGUCACUUGAUAAUGUGGUGCACUUUGACUUUCCUUAUUCACCUAAGAAGUUUUUCCACAAAAUGGGUCGUGUAGCUCGUGCUGGACGGAAAGGUACGGCCUAUUCAUUUGUGACGCCGGCGGAUAUGCCUUAUCUAUUAGAUUUUCACAUGUUUUUCUCAAAGCCUCUUAGACCUGCGCCAACAGAGGAAGAGGUUCUCCAUGACAUGGAAGGAAUAUAUUCUAGAAUUGAUCAGGCACUUGCAAAUGGCGAGACAAUAUAUGGGCGUUUUCCCCAGAAAUUUAUAGAUCUUGUUUCUGACAGAGUUCGGGAGGUCAUUAGCGGAUGUGCAGACCUGAUGGCAUUACAGAAGCCUUGUGCUAAUGGAUUUCGUUUACAUACAAAGAUUAAAUCAAAGCCUUCCAGAGAAUCCAUUAGGAGAGCAAAUGAUUUGCCUCUUGAAGGAGUGCACCCAAUGUUUAAAGCUCUACAGGGAUCCAGUGAACUGACGGCACUUGCAUUUUUUGAACGUCUGAAAGCAUUUAGACCAAAGCAGACCAUUUUAGAGGCUGAAGGGGAAGCUGUUAAAUCAAAGCAUUCACAAGGUUCUAAUCAGCGGCUUGAUGUGAUGAGGAAGAAAAGACUUGUUCAUGACGAGGUGAUCGAUCUGAUCAUUCAGAAGAGAUCUAUUGAUCAAUCGAAGGUAGAUAUUCUUACUCAGUUGAAGAUGGUCAAUUCUCAAGGUUCUAAUCAGCGGCUUGAUGUGAUGAGGAAGAAAAGACUUGUUCAUGACGAGGUGAUCGAUCUGAUCAUUCAGAAGAGAUCUAUUGAUCAAUCGAAGAGAGGAAAUAAAGGAAGCACUGCAUCGAAGGUUUGGGAGGAAAAAGAAAUCUGUGGCCUAAAGAGAAAAUCACAGAGUUACAAGGAUGAGGAGUACUAUAUAAGUUCCAUCCCUAAAAGUCAACAUUACGAGGCAGGCUUAUCAGUAAAGGGCAAUGAUGGUUUUCAAUCAAGCAGUUUAGAUGCUGCAGUUCUUGACCUAGUUGCUGACGACAUUUCUGGUUUGCAAAAGCAAAAAUCAUCAUAUCAUUGGGAUAAGAGAAGUAAGAAGUAUAUUAAAUUGAAUAAUGGAGAGCAUGUUACUGCUACAGGAAAGAUCAAGACGGAGAGCGGUCGAAAAGUAAAGGCAAGUAAAACAGGCAUAUACAAGAAGUGGAAGGAAAGGUCACAUAAACAGAUUUCUCUUAAUGGAAAAGCUACAGAGGACAUUUCUGAAGGGGGAACUGUUCAUACAGCGAGCUCUAGGAUAUAUGGAAAUAAAUGGCAGGUCAAGCGGGGAAAGGAUCGCCGAUCAGUGCCUAAUUCCAAUGCACCUUUCGAGAUCAGAGAUCCUGAGCAAGUAAGAAAAGACAGGCAGCAGAAGGCUAGCAGAAUGGCUCGCAUGAAGAGCAAGUCUCCAGAGGGUAGUAAGUUCUCAAAAAAGGGGAAGAGGAUGAGGAAAUAGAUAAGUGCUUAAAGAUUUUUUCACUGGACGUAACACACGGUGUCAUUUAUCCAAAUGUUAAAUAAACAGAUUGAAGUUUUGCGUUGAUUUUUGUUGAUUUCUUUUCAUUUUACAUUUAUAAAAUUAAAGAGUCUAGGAUAUACAAUGCUA
Messenger RNA from Asparagus officinalis (garden asparagus), 2397 nucleotides. Its product is annotated as DEAD-box ATP-dependent RNA helicase 29-like. The transcript is spliced from 12 exons. Bases 1 to 2247 code for a protein of 748 amino acids. The record is from RefSeq and is a predicted model, not a curated record. Gene Ontology annotation, cellular component: nucleus. Gene Ontology annotation, molecular function: ATP binding; RNA binding; RNA helicase activity. Lineage: Eukaryota; Viridiplantae; Streptophyta; Magnoliopsida; Asparagales; Asparagaceae.